AUAAUUUUGGAAAAAACUAGUUCCCCAAGCUUCUAAAACUUCAAGGUUUCAUAUAUGAAAAAGGUGUAAGAGGGAAAAGCCCUACCUCCUCUUUCUCCCAACUCCUUCCUCCUACUCUUACCCUCACCCAUCUCUGUUUCUCUCAUUUUCCCUCACUUUCUUUCUUAUUUUAAAAACUAAACUCCCAAACUGGACAUAUACCAUAUAAAUAUAUUUUGAAGGGAUGAAAAUGAAUAUGUGUGCUUAGACAUUGGAUGGGCCAGAAGGGCUAAGGGUGAACCGUAUUUAGAGUUGAAAUUACUUUGAUUAAAGGGUGAUAGACAGAGUCGGUUGGCGUGGCUGCUUCUUUUGGCAUGGGUUUCACGUGCCAUGGAAACACUGAUUACUACUAUUUUUUUUCCUUUUUUUUUUCUUGUCUCUUGCAAAAUUUUUCAUUGAAAAUGGGUCAAUUUGAGAGACCAGCAAUAAUGGCUCUUGCAAUCUAACUAGUGGUCUUAGUGUUUCCCUUGCCAGUCCUGAUGGUCGCAUCAUUGGUGGAGGUGUUGGAAGAAUGCUUAUUGCACAUAUCAAUCUUCAUUUCUGAAUCCAUGAUUCUGCUGGGAUUUUUUGCUGGAAUUGGUGUGCGUGUAGUAAAUGAGCUUGGUGCAGGCAAUGCCAAACGUGCCAAAUUUGCAACUGCAGUGGACCAGGUUGAAAUUCCCACAACCUUACUAGCAUUCAACAUUCUUCUCAACUGCAUUCAACUAGUUCUUUCAGGUGUGGCAGUCGGAUCUAGUUCACAAGGUGUAGUGGCAUUUGUAAACAUAGGUAGCUACUAUAUAGAUGGAGUUCCUCUUGGUGUCUUCUUAGGAUGGCUUCAAUUUAGUAUCACAAUAAGUAUAGUUAUUGUGCCACAAGUUUUUAGCAAAAGAGUCUUCUCAUUUCAAAAUUAUAAAAAAUGACAGUACUCGAAUUAGUUUAUAUACUUGAAACGUGAGUUCGGUUCAUUUUUCUCUACUAUAUUUUGAGCCUGAUGCUCAGUUGGGGCGUCUCAGAGCUUUUCCUUCUGCUUGGGCUAUUAGGUUCAUAUCAACACUUCUGGGUAAAGGAAUAGCUUUCAAAAGAUGGAUCAAUUGCAGCAGUGACUGGACUACCUUUCUCAAAUUUUUU
Durio zibethinus is the source of this 1149-nucleotide messenger RNA. Its product is annotated as protein DETOXIFICATION 27-like. The record is from RefSeq and is a predicted model, not a curated record. NCBI's taxonomy places the organism in Eukaryota, Viridiplantae, Streptophyta, Magnoliopsida, Malvales, Malvaceae.